Messenger RNA from Punctularia strigosozonata HHB-11173 SS5, 2337 nucleotides. RefSeq names its product beta-glucosidase. Bases 1 to 2337 code for a protein of 778 amino acids. Gene Ontology annotation, biological process: glucan catabolic process. The transcript has 16 exons. NCBI's taxonomy places the organism in Eukaryota, Fungi, Basidiomycota, Agaricomycetes, Corticiales, Punctulariaceae. The record is from RefSeq and is a predicted model, not a curated record. Gene Ontology annotation, molecular function: beta-glucosidase activity.
AUGUUCUUGCCGUAUCCGUCGCCGACGCCUGCCACACCCGACUCCGAAUUCAUCCCAGUCACACCUGCCAAUCCGCUGCCCGUACAAGAUCCGCUGAACGGGCCAUGGCUCGUGCCGGACUUCACCGAGGCGUGGAAUGCAGCGUGGGAGAAGGCGCAGGCGUUCAUCGCGAACCUGACGUUGGAGGAGAAGGUAAACGUGACGACGGGAGUGGGGUGGAUGAAAGGGCGAUGCGUUGGCCAUAUACCCCCGGUCGGGUCCUUCCCCGGUCUAUGCCUCGAAGACUCCCCGCUCGGCGUACGCUUCGCGGACUACGUGACCGCGUUCCCAUCGGGCCUUAAUACCGCCGCGACGUGGAACCGAACGCUCAUGCGUCUCCGCGGAUCCGCAAUGGGCUCUGAGUUCCGGGCGAAGGGGGUGCAUGCGGCUUUGGGUCCAAUGAUGAACAUCAUGCGUGUCCCGCAAGGCGGGCGGGUGUGGGAGGGCUUCGGCGCGGACCCGUUCCUCGCGGGUGAAGCUGCGUACGAGACGAUCUUGGGAAUGCAGAGUGUUGGUGUACAGGCUGUCGCGAAGCACUAUAUCAACAACGAGCAAGAGCACGCGAGAACGAUGAGCAGUUCGAACGUCGACGACCGGACGGAGCAUGAGAUUUACGUGCAUCCCUUCUUGAGGAGCGUGAUGGCCGGCGUUGCGAGUGUCAUGUGCAGCUACAAUCUCAUCAAUGGGACGUACGCUUGCAGCAACGACAAAACGCUCAAUGGCAUCCUCAAGGAUGAGCUUGGAUUCCGCGGCUACGUCCAGAGCGACUGGCAGGCUACACACGCAACCCUUGACUCCAUGAUGGGAUUGGACAUGACCAUGCCUGGCGACGUCACGUUCGGAUCCGGAGACAGUUUCUUCGGCGGCAACAUGACCGCGUACGUUCAGAACGGGACGAUCCCAGAAGCGAAAGUCGACGACAUGGCCACUCGCAUACUCGCGGCAUGGUACCUCCUUGAACAAGACGAGGGAUAUCCUGACGUCAAUUUUAAUGCCUGGAACCUCCAAGAUCCGCUGACCAAUGAACACGUCAACGCGCAGGAGGACCACAUGGACGUUGUACGUGCCAUCGGGGCAGCGAGCACGGUCCUGCUCAAGAACGCGAACGAGACGUUGCCGUUGAAGAAACCUCGGAGCGUCGCGGUCAUCGGCUCUGACGCAGGACCGCAGCGGAACGGCCCGAACGAAUUUGCGGAUCGUGGUGGUGUAGAUGGCGUGUUGGCCAUGGGUUGGGGCUCUGGUACAUGCGAGUUCCCGUAUCUCGUGUCGCCGUUGGAGUCACUCCAAGCCCGCGCCCGUCAUGACCGUGCUAUAUUCACCUGGUUCUUGAACGAUUACGACCUGGUGGGCGCUGCGACGGCUGCUAUAGGUCGCGAUGUCGCCCUUGUGUUUAUAAAUGCUGAUAGUGGGGAGGACUAUAUCACCGUUGACGGCAACGAGGGAGAUCGGUUCAACCUUACAGCCUGGCACAACGGCGACGAGCUGAUCCUUGCCGUCGCCGCACAGAACAACAAUACCGUGGUCGUCGCACACAGCGUAGGACCGCUGAUUGUCGAGCCGUGGAUCGAUCAUCCGAACGUGACGGCUUUAAUAUGGGCUGGCAUCCCCGGCCAGGAAGCUGGCAACAGUCUCGUCGACGUCCUGUACGGCGACGUCAACCCGUCCGGCAGGCUACCGUAUACCAUCGCCAAGAACGCGUCCGACUAUCCCGCCUCGCUCGUCCUCGGUGGCGGUUCGGAGGACAUCCUCAGCAUUACAUAUAACGAAGGUCUUCUGGUAGACUACCGCGCGUUCGACGCCUUAGGACGAACACCGCGAUUCGAGUUCGGCUUCGGCUUGAGCUACACGCAAUUUGAGUACGAUAACCUAACCAUCUUCAAGAUUGAGGACGAGGAUGUGCCGGAGUUGCACGGGCUCGAGGAAUCCUGGGAGGGAGACAAGCCGUCUCCGAGCGGUUAUGGGUCUUCGGUGUCCCUAUGGCUCCAUCGCCCAGCGUACAGCGUCAACUUCGACGUCCGUAAUGUCGGCGAGAGGUUCGGUGGCGAAAUCCCACAGGUCUACUUGCACUUCCCGUCGGACAGUGGCGAGCCGCCGGCCGUGCUGAAGGGUUUUACCGAUGUGGUGCUUCGUCCAGGCGAGAGCAAACGCGUCACCGUGAACCUCUCUCGGUACGACCUGUCUGUGUGGGACGUCCCCAUGCAGGCAUGGCAGCGCCCGAAGGGCGACAUCGGGGUGACGGUUGGCGCAAGCAGCCGGGACGGGCGGCUGACCGGCGUUAUCGAGGCAGACGACGACUGA